This is a messenger RNA of Drosophila bipectinata, 4118 nucleotides long. RefSeq names its product REST corepressor (gene CoRest). Gene Ontology annotation, molecular function: transcription corepressor activity. Gene Ontology annotation, cellular component: histone deacetylase complex; transcription regulator complex. Lineage: Eukaryota; Metazoa; Arthropoda; Insecta; Diptera; Drosophilidae. The record is from RefSeq and is a predicted model, not a curated record. Gene Ontology annotation, biological process: negative regulation of DNA-templated transcription; regulation of transcription by RNA polymerase II.
UAGUUUCAAUGUAUCCCUUGCAACCGUGGCUUCCACAGCCAGUUUAAAUUAAUUUUAAACAUUCGUGAAAAUAUCUGUCAUUGCUGCGGUAAAGUCAGCAAUUUAAGCGAAUUAGUAAAGCCAUUUAGGUGUUUUCGUUUGUGCAUGCUAAAGACAGAUUAAGUAAAACCCGCCGAAGUCAUUUGGCUGGAUAAAAAAAUCUGUUCAACCGACAGACAAAGCUACGCUACGGUCGUCAGCGGCAAAGUGCGCUGUGCCGACCGACUGAGAAUCAUCGUACGCGAGCGAGUUUUUUCGCGUUUCAGUUUGGGUUUCAUUUACCUGCGCGCAACACCCCGUCGCUAACGCGGAACAGUGCUUUGCGUCCUGUGCCUUGCGUCUAGGGAAAGUGUCCACCGGAGGGACUGCAAGCGGGCCGGGAGCCUUGUAAUCGACGCCUGGCGAACGUGAAACUACGUAAGCGAAGGCGAAAGCGGCCCUUUUCUCUCAAGAGGCAGUGAACGCGCUUUUUUAAUCCGGUUCCGCGGCUCUCCGCCCGAGUGUUCGCCUGCCUCCGGGCCAGAUAGUCAGUGCUCCUAUUCAGAUCCGUAGGCCGCGGCAACAGUCAGCACCCUGGAGAAACAAAACAAGCGGGCCCAGCUCAUACGGGACAAGAUGGUGCUGGCCGAACGCAACACCACGGACGUGGUGCGGAACGGACGACGCUCGCGCGGCCCCAGCCCAAACACUCACACCACCGCCGUGGGUGGCGUGGCCAACAGCACCAGCCUUUCCAGCGGCGGUGGUGGACCGGGCGGUGGCAACUCGGCAAAUGCGGCAGCCAUUGAUAAGGCCGCCACGGCCGUGCCUGGGGCGGGAACGCCGGAGAGCUCUGACGAUGAUAACUCCACAAAGCGGAAUGGCAAGUCGAAGGCAAAGCAGUCGGAGUAUGAAGAAAAGAUUCGUGUCGGCCGCGAUUAUCAGGCAGUGUGCCCGCCCCUUGUUCCCGAGGUGGAGCGUCGCCCGGAGCUGAUGAAUGAGCGUGCCCUCUUGGUUUGGUCGCCCACAAAGGAGAUCCCGGACUUAAAACUGGAGGAAUACAUCUCAGUGGCUAAGGAAAAGUACGGAUACAACGGCGAACAAGCCCUGGGCAUGCUCUUUUGGCAUAAACACGAUCUGGAACGAGCAGUGAUGGAUCUGGCCAACUUCACGCCCUUCCCUGACGAGUGGACCAUUGAGGACAAGGUUCUGUUUGAGCAGGCUUUCCAGUUUCACGGGAAGAGCUUCCACCGCAUCCGCCAGAUGCUCCCAGACAAGUCGAUUGCCAGUCUUGUGAAAUACUACUAUUCGUGGAAGAAGACGCGCCAUCGUAGUAGCGCCAUGGAUCGGCAGGAAAAGACUAUCAAGGCGGCCGUCAAGGACGGCUCGGAAAAUGGGAGCGAGGUGGGGAGUAAUGAAGAGUCGGACAAUGAUGAUAAGAAGGGUCUCAGCUAUGCCGUCGUCAGUACCGCCGGCUCCAACAAUAGCACCAACAGCAACGCCGCCAAUAAUAAUAGCAACAUUAACAACAACGCCAACAACAACAACAAUAACAACAACAACAGCAGCAACAAUAAUAACAACAACAACAGUAACAACAACAGCAGCAGCAGCAGCAACAACAACAUCAUCAUCAGUAACAACAGCAACACCGACAUGGAGCCGGAUCAGCUGUGCAUCUUCUCGACCAGCACCCAGGGCGACGAGGUUCUAGGCUUUGGCCUCUCCUCCGAAGGCGCCACAACCAACGGCAACGCCAACGCCAGCGGAAACAGUGGCGGCGAGGUCGGCGGCGAUCCGAAUUCGCCCCGUCGAGUUGUCGUGGGCGGGUUUUGCAAGACUUGCAACGUCGUGUGUCACGUUCUGUUCGAUUCACCGCUGGGGCGCAUGUGCAAGAGUUGCCACACGCACUGGAGGCGAACGGGCAAUAGACGCCCCAUAUCCGGGCCGGAGAGCAAUACUCCUCGACGUUCUACUCACAACAGCGCAGCGGCUGCCGACCGCUCCAAGCGCAAGCCGCCGAAGGGAAUGUACAUCAACCACGACGAUCUCACCGCUCUUGCGAGCUGCAGGAACCCAAGCGUAUAUCUAGCCGAACGCGACCGGAAAAUCAGCGCCCUCAUGGCAGAAAUACAGAAAAACCGGCAGCUAAUGGAGCAGUUAGAUAAGGAGUGCGACACCAUCAAUGUCGAUGAUGUUGUCUCCAAGCCGACCGCCCCCAACGCAGAGACGGCCACAGCACAGCCCCGCAUCUCCAGCCGCUGGUCGCCAGAUGAGAUCCAGGUGGCUCUUUUGGCAUUUCGCGAGUACGGCAAGAACUAUCCUAUGAUUGCCAAGUUGGUUGCUACCAAGACAGAGGCACAUGUGCGCACUUUUUACUUGAACAAUCGUCGCCGUCACAAUCUCGAUCAGAUCGUGAAAGAGUACGAGGCUGGUAAGUCCGAGGAUUCUGGAGCAGAGGAACAGGCUGAACCGGGAGUCGAUGGAGCAGCUGCAGUGGCCAUGGGAGCAGCAACCGCGGUACCCGGUGCCGUUGAUUCAACUCCAGCAGCUACGAAGCCGUCCGCCGAUGCCAGCAACAACGGGGGCGAAUCAACCCAGGAGCCGCUGGCCAAGAAGGAGGAUAAAAAGAAGUCAGAGCUGGUGACUGGUACUCCUAAACCCAGCGGAGGUGAAGAAGCAGCUGGCACUGAAAGCCCCGCCUCCGCUCUGGCUGGCAGUUCUAUUACUGUUGCAGCCUCGGCCACAGAUGCCGCCGGGCUCAAGUCGAGCACUGCCACGAUUACCAUCACCGACGAAUCCGACACUGCCACUAAUUCCAGCAGCGAAGUGAUUGCCAGUGGCUCUACUGGAGCCGCCGCCAGCAGCGCUAUUACUGCGUCCGCAACCAAGCAGCAAGCCGUGGCCAGCAGCGAUGAGUCGUCCGCCCCCAAGUCCAUAUCCACGGGCGGUACAACUGGAGCAGGCUCAGCGUCGAGUCCUCCUACCAACCUCAACAACAAGCGAGAGAGUGCCCCCAUGAACGUGGCUGACCAGCCGCCGGCCAAAAAGAUCGGGCUAAGUCCCGCCGUGGAGUUCGCCGGAAAGUAAGGACACACAGCGGCACUGGGGAUGUGUGACGCGCGAUAUAUAUGCACACAUUAAUAUAUACCGAUAAGCAUUGCUAAUAGUUGGGUAGCGGCCACGAAGACGAAGUGCUCAGCUAGCUGGGCGGAUUCCUUUUUUUCUGACCUAUUGAAUCGGCUAAGUUAAAAUUUUUCUUUGUCUUCAGUACUUGGGACGCAUUUAUUAUACACUAAAAAAGCAUCACGGUUUGAUCUAGAUUUAAAUAUGUUAGUUUAUUUUUUGAUACCGGUAAAAGUGAGUCUAUCUGAUGAGUUGCAAAACGCUUCGACCAAUGGAUCUUUUAGGAAACUGUGGCUGCACACUUUCCUGUCCCGAUGGCCCAAUGGCGGGCCUACGAAGACCACACACAAACCUAAUGAGUAGAAUAUGCAACAGUGGAAGAGUUACUACAAACGGAUGUAGUAUUAAAAUAAUUUUAAUAACGAAUUAUAAGCGUGUAAAUUAUAAACCUUUUUUUGUGAACUGUAACUUAGCGUAUAGAAUACUAUCUAGGGCAGGCCUUGAAAUGCAACACCCAUCAUUUCAUAGAGCGGCCAGCCACAUGAAAAAUAGCAGCACGCGAUGGAAAGUUGCGCACUCCUGUUCGGAACACUACGCACUGUAACCUAUCUGUGGCAGAACUGCGAGCUCGUUGUGGCCUGCCACCCCCGUAAGAGAAAUUAUUAAAUAAUUUAGCGUGAAGUCCGCGUUGCUACAUAUUAAGUUAUGGGAAUAAACUUUAUGUCUGGGUUUUUAAGAAGGCACUUUUUUUUUUUUAAUAUUUUGAUUUUUAUCUAAUGUAUUUGACUUUCUGCACGACAUAUUAAGUUCUGAAUAUUUGUAUACCAAAGUUGAACACAAACUUGAAAACUUUACGACUUUGGGCAGGUUUGCAUGUUCCCGCGCCUUAACCUAACUAUAUUCUCUUAUUUUAUGAGCGUAAAAUACAUAGAUAAUGUAAAAAAUUCAAUAAAAUGUGUAUUAUUUCAAAUAAA